UCCAAUAGUUUUCAAAGGUAUCUCUAACAAAACCAUACUCAGAAUCAGAACAAGUAAAAGAACUAAAAGGGUUUAUAAUUUGAAGAAAACAUGGUACUUGAAAACUCCUCUAAUCGCAAAUCUCAUCAUCACCGCAACUCGAUGAAAGAGUUCCGAGUUUCCUAUGCAGCUGAAGAGCCAAAACAGGUCUUGGAGUGUGUGGAUAUGAGGAGGACAAAAAGCGAGAAGGUGAGUAGGAGAAAGGCUACAAAAGAAGAUAAUGUUGACAAGGAAGCAGAGGCAUUCAUCAAGUUUGAGCAUAGCAAGUGGAUGAGUGAGAGCAGCUAGCUAGUCCAUGGACUAUGUGUAAGAAACAAUAAGGACAUACCAUAUAUCAUAUAUUAUAUAUAUAUAUACUGUAUUAAAUGAUUCAUGUAUAUUGUGCUCGACUUCUUUUUUUUUUGUCUUGGUGUGCAACCAUCUUCUUGUUUUUAUUUUGGUUAUUGUAACAAAACUGGAUGUUGUUUCCUUUAAGCUAAAAGGCGCAUGGAAUAAACCAUUACAUACUAUUAAUUGGUA
Molecule: messenger RNA, 558 nt
Organism: Brassica napus (rape)
Lineage: Eukaryota; Viridiplantae; Streptophyta; Magnoliopsida; Brassicales; Brassicaceae
Exons: 1
Coding region: 91-327 (78 amino acids)
Source: RefSeq, a predicted model, not a curated record